AUGUCUCGACUUCCGACACUAUCGACGCCCAGUCGAUCAUCCACCUCAUCACCUAGUACAGGAAUACCGACACCUACCACCAGACGACCACGAUCAUCCCUCGGUCCAGGUCAUAUACCGACUCCUUCGACGUCUGACGAUGUGAUGGACAGGGCGUUGCAGGAAGCUUUGAAGGUCAGACCACCAAGUAGCCUCAGGAAAAAUGGACCCGAAGAUCCUUCGUCACCUUCUUUACUUGGUGUGUCAUCCGCGGGGCGAGCAGCACCUCGUACACCCGGUGUGAGACCGAAAACACCCUUGGGUUUGGGACUGCCCAACACCCCCUUGGCUUCAAGGAGUGUUUCGAGAACAGGUAGACCAUCCUUAUCGACCUCUACGACCACUCCAUUCACUCCCCGUCGAACGUCCAUGGCUUCGUCCACUACAUCAAGUACACCGUUUGCUAGACGACCAGAAUCACGAGCAUCAAAUGCCAACGAUACCUCCAAAUGGGUCCCGGUAGUAGGGGAGAAAGUAAGGAUCAACUCGAUGGGAUACGAAGGUAGACUCAGAUUUCUAGGUGCGACACAAUUCAAGGAAGGUGUUUGGGCAGGAGUGGAGCUGGAAGGUGGAUUUGCGGGUAAAGGUAAAAACGAUGGAACGGUGGAAGGCGUCUCUUACUUCUCCUGCCCACCACUAUGCGGUAUCUUCGUCAUCGCUACCAAGCUCUCACCACCAACGGCUGGACCCUCAAGACCUUCUUCUGUAGCUUCGUCCCAUCGUUCACUUGCCUCCUCAUCCGCAUCUUACUCACUAAAUGGUCGAGCUACUCCUUCCUUCGAUCGAACACUACGUGAUUCUACCACUACUACACCCGGAAGGACCACUCGAGCAGUCUCAUCCUCAGUACGACGAGCACCACCCUUAGAUGAUGACGAGCCAUUACCGACUAGGACUGCAUUGGGUACAAGUACCAGUGCGAAUGCUGGGGUGGAACGCAAAAUCACUGCUGGGUCAAGGGCGAGUCGAUAUGUGGGUAUGACCGCUAAGCAACUUGAUUCGGCUCGCGCGGGGACCCUCAACGCUUCCGUCAAGAGCACGGCCACACCUAAACCAUCUAGAAUAUCCAUGGGAGGAGGAGUGACACCUGCCCGAUCAGCUAGACAGAGUAUAGGUGGAUCCUUAAUCACUCCUCGUCCGGCCCGUGGUCCGAGGGCAAGUAAUAUCCACGAAAUGCCUCCACCUCCCAGUCCAUCCAGUAUAAAUCGAGUGGUUGUUGCACGUCAGACCGAAGCGCUAGAAGAGGAGAUAAGAGAAUUGAAAAGGAGAAAUGCAGAGUUGGAAGAAGAUCUCCGAAAUGUCGCAGAGGCAGCAUCGGAUCUGCCUCAAUUGGAAGAAUUACAAAAUCUAGCUUCUCAGGCUAGAGAAGAAGCUGAUUCCCUCAGAUCACAAUUGGCUGAUGCUCAAGAUGCAGCGAGAUUAGCAGAAGAGUUACAAUUGGCGCAUACUGCUUCUCAAGAGGAACUGGCCACGAAGGAGAAAGCUCUGAAUGAUCUCAAGAAGGAGAUGAAGCUAGUUAGUGAGAGGAACGAAGCUGAGUUAUCGGCUGGUAUGGAAGCUAAGAAAGAGGAGGUGAAGAAGAUGACGGAAAGAGCUGAAGCGGCGGAGAUGGAGGCGGUGGAGAUGAAAGCUCUGGUGGAUGAGUUGACAAAUGCUGGUCAACAAAUGAUAUCGCUAAACGAGACAAAGCAAUACGAGCUGGAAGAACGUGUCCGGGAAUUGGAAGAUCGCAAUAGAAUAUUAGAUGAGAAAUUACAGAAGGCCAGAGAAGAGCAGGAAAAAGCAUUAUUACCUCCAUCACCUACCACCCGUCAACGCGAAGCUGCCACAGCAGCUGAGAUCGAUAACGAGACUUUGACUGCUCAAGUGAGACAUCAACAAAACAAGAUAUCACUUUUGGAAGAAGAGUUGGAUGAUCUGAGGAGUCAAGCUGAGAAUGAAGCUGAGGCUUGGAGAGGGAAGUUGACCAGAUCGAAAGAUGCUGAAAAAGCUGGUCAAGAGCAGGUACUGGGCUUAAAGGAUGAUAUGAAGAAGUUGAAUGAGCAACUACAAGGUGCUAAAGCAAGAGUAAAUGAGUUGGAAGGUGCUCUGAAAGAGAAUCAAGCGGCUUUGGAAGGUGCGAGAGCAGAUAUUGAGGGUUUGAGAGGUGAAGCUUCGGAAGCGGCAUCGAUGCGAUCUGCUCUCAUGACUGCUACAGCCAAUGAGAAAGCCUUGUCGGCCGCUCAAGAGGAACUUAAAGAUCUUAAAGCGAAAUUCGCCACUGCUCAGGAAGCUGAAUCUCAGCUUAAAGAGAUCCAAGUUAAGCUGGCUGAGAGCGAUUUGGAAGCUAAGAUCAGCAGUUUGGAGAAUGAGGUGACCAUGCUCAAGGCAACCGCUUCAUCAUCACUUGAGAAUAACCUUCCUCAAGAUCGACGAUCACGCUUAUCGACCGGAUCGACCGAAGAUGCCGAUAAGAAGAUUAGAGGAUUCCAGCAUAUCAUCCAAGAACUUUCUGCUGAAAAUUCGGAAUUGAAAGAACAGGUGGAAAGUCUCAAGGAGGAGGUGGUGUUGAUGAAAGAGGAGAUCAAAUUACUCGAAGAGGCAGCUUCAGAUGGACAAGGUGGAUCUGGUGGUGCUGUUGAUCAGAAAGAAUUAACAGAAGCCAAAGUAAUGAUCAAAGAGCUCAAUAGGGAAGUAGCCGAAUUAGAAUCAUUGAUAGAAGCCAAGAUUUACAGAGAGGACGAAUUGGAGAAUCGAGCUUCUUCGCUCGAGAGGGAGAUCGCAAGAUUACGAUCAUCUUCGUCUUCAACUGGAGCUGGUAAAUUGUCUGAUGGACCUCCAAACAGUUUAAGUUCACAUACUAGAUCUUCAUCUACUGCUACUGCCCAUACGGCUGCAGAUGAUAGAUGUGAACUGUGUGAGGGUCCACAUGAUUUGGAUGCUUGUCCGGUAUUUGCUGGGAACGUACUUGGUGAUGGAGGAGAUCUUGGGAAAAAGAACGGUGCAAGUGGGAAAUGGUGUGCGGAUUGUGAGAGCACUGAACAUGAUACGGCUGAAUGUCCAAUGGCGGAAGAUGUUUUCUAA
Molecule: messenger RNA, 3102 nt
Organism: Kwoniella botswanensis
Lineage: Eukaryota; Fungi; Basidiomycota; Tremellomycetes; Tremellales; Cryptococcaceae
Exons: 9
Coding region: 1-3102 (1033 amino acids)
Biological process (GO): establishment of mitotic spindle orientation; nuclear migration involved in conjugation with cellular fusion; cytoplasmic microtubule organization
Cellular component (GO): nucleus; microtubule associated complex; microtubule plus-end
Molecular function (GO): microtubule plus-end binding
Source: RefSeq, a predicted model, not a curated record